Molecule: messenger RNA, 2150 nt
Organism: Solanum dulcamara
Lineage: Eukaryota; Viridiplantae; Streptophyta; Magnoliopsida; Solanales; Solanaceae
Product: AAA-ATPase At2g46620-like
Exons: 1
Coding region: 471-1988 (505 amino acids)
Molecular function (GO): ATP hydrolysis activity; ATP binding
Source: RefSeq, a predicted model, not a curated record
CACGGUGUCACAUAAAUUGGGAUAGCAAAAGUAACAUAUAUUAUUUGAAAAUAACGUAAAAAAAUAUUAUUUCUCAUAAUAAUUGACAAGUUAAAAUAUUUAAAAAUCAUAUAAAAAUUUAGAUGGCUCUCCAAAUUUUAUCUGUAUCAUAUAAAUUAAAAUAGAAGAUGUACCAUGUAUUGGACUCGUAUUGGCGCGAGCUCAUGUAUCUAGUGUAUAGAUAUAUAGUCAGAUAAGCACGGCUAGUGCCCGCUAGUGUACAGAGAGCAGGAAAAUUAGAAAACUAUAUGAAAGACAAAAUCCAUAUUCGUUAUUUGACCAAUUAAGCGUACCAAUUCUUUUGAAAACAUUAAUUAAAAAGAAUUACCAAACCAUUUAAAAAGACUCCCAACUUUUCAUUAUUCAACAUGCCAAUUUCACAUUACUACUAAAUUCUUUAAUUAAUAAUUUGGUUUUGCACCCCUUUAAUCAUGUUUCUGUAUUUGUUAGCAAUCAUUCCUUUGUGUUUGCUAGUGAAAUUUGUAUCAAAAACAUCUCUACUUCAUAUUCUCAAGAAAUGGUUGCGUUCGUUACAAGACAAAUGCUAUGUUUACCAGUUCUACAAGGUACCCGAAUUCAACCACAACAUGCAGGAAAAUCAACUUUAUCGAAAAAUCAGCACUUACCUGAAUUCUUUACCCUGUGUUGAAGAUUCCGAUUUCACCAAUCUUUUCUCCGGAAGCAAACCCAAUGAAAUCAACCUCGUUCUCAACGCCAACCAGAAAAUCGUUGAUAAUUUCCUCGGCGCCAGAGUUUCUUGGAUCAAUGAGAAGAAUGAAAAAACCGGUCACAAGUCAUUUGUUCUGAAGAUAAGUAGGAACGACAAGCGUCAAAUUAUCCGUACUUAUCUUCAACACAUUCACUCGAAAUUCGAUGAAGUUGAGCAGAGGAGAAAGGAGGUGAGAUUGUUUGUCAACAAAAACGAUGAAUUGGAUGGAGACCGACGGUGGAUAUCAGUAGCGUUUACUCAUCCGGCGAGUUUUGACACUGUCGUAAUGGAACAGGAUCUGAAGAACAAGGUCAAAGCCGAUUUAGAAACGUUCCUAAAAUCAAAGCAGCAUUAUAAUCGAAUCGGGCGGAUUUGGAAACGGAAUUAUUUACUACACGGACCUUCUGGCACAGGAAAAUCAACAUUCAUUGCAGCAAUGGCAAAUUUCCUAAGCUACGACGUGUACAAUAUUGAUUUAUCAAAAGUCUCCGACGAUUCAGAUCUGAAACUACUUCUAUUGCAGAGCACGAAUAAGUCAUUGAUUGUUAUCGAAGAUCUCGAUAGUUACCUGUGUAAUAACUCAACAGCUCUAAGCUUCUCUGCGAUUCUCAAUUUCAUGGACGGAAUUUUUUCAUGCUGCGCGGACGAACGAAUUAUGAUAUUCACGAUGAACAGAAAAGAUCAGAUUGAUCCAGCAAUUCUAAGGCCUGGAAGGAUUGAUCAUCACAUACACUUCCCCUUAUGUGAUUUCAACGCAUUCAAAAGUUUAGCUAACAGUCAUUUGGGAUUGAAAGAUCACAAGCUUUUUCCACAGGUAGAGGAAAAUUUUCAAACCGGGUCGGUUUUGAGUCCAGCUGAAAUCAGUGAAAUCAUGAUUUCAAACCGGAGUUCGCCGACCAGGGCGUUGAAAUUGGUGAUUUCUACUCAUCGGAGUAACAGUAAGGUCAUCCCUUCGAGAACAUCCGAUAAAAUUGAAACAAUACACAGUAACAUUGAAGCUGACCUAGCACCUAAGCAUCCACUAUGGUUGAGUAAAUCUAGAUCGGUUCGACCCGUGGAGGAAUCGGGUGAGUCGGAUAAGUAUCCACAAGGAUUGAUCAAAUCUAAAUCGGUUCGACCCAUGGCGGAAUCGGGUACAUUUGGCAAGGAAAGUGUAAACGAGCUUAGAAAGUUUUAUGGACUUAUAAGAAUAAAGAGUAGUAGGAAGAAAUCUUUAGAUUUUGAUACCUCAGAAAAAUAAAAUUCUAGGCUUGAUAUUGGUAGCUAGUUAGCAUGAAAAAUGCAUUUGUUCAAUUAGGUGUGACAUGAAUUUUAGUUUUGGGGCUCCAACAAUUAAUGGACCUUUUGUUAGAUAAUCAUCUCUUCUUUAGUGUAAUUCAAUAAUGAAAAGUAAAUUAAGAGU